This is a messenger RNA of Exaiptasia diaphana, 2157 nucleotides long. Its product is annotated as synaptotagmin-A. Gene Ontology annotation, cellular component: axon; synapse. The transcript has 4 exons. Lineage: Eukaryota; Metazoa; Cnidaria; Anthozoa; Actiniaria; Aiptasiidae. The record is from RefSeq and is a predicted model, not a curated record. The coding region runs from base 109 to 1464 and encodes 451 amino acids. Gene Ontology annotation, biological process: cellular response to calcium ion; calcium-ion regulated exocytosis; regulation of calcium ion-dependent exocytosis. Gene Ontology annotation, molecular function: calcium-dependent phospholipid binding; SNARE binding; calcium ion binding.
AUUCCGGAUGUCUCUAGAUAAGUGCGAGUCUAGUAGAUUGUUGUUGAGUACAUCAAUAACAAUGACUUGAACAWUUUWAUCAGAAACUSAGUGAAAAAGMUAUGGACUAUGUUACCAAUGGCUAGUGGAGUAUUGAUAGGGGCAGCUUGUGGAGUAGGGGCAGGUGUAUUGGUUGGAAUUYUUUGCUGUAUGAUAUAUGYGUACUUGAAGAAAAGAMAUGAGCGAAAAAGGAGAUUAAGAAAGAGAAGUUUUCCACCGCCUGGAUCUAAUAUCUUUCGACCACACUCGCCUUCCGCAAUUAGAAACCCUCCAAUAAUCCCGUUACAUAUACAGCCAACAGUACAAGAAUUUAACCCCGAGUAUCAAUUGUCGCCGCCCAAUGUUUCACCUACUCUGUCUGAUGSAUCCAGAAGYCCUAWUGGUGGCUCCAGACGAUCUUCAGUCCACCUAAACGAUAUUCUCACYAUCAGUACGAUCGAUAACCCGCCAAAACGCAAGUUAAGYCCAACAUGCAUAAGGGAUGCCAAUGAACCAGYAAUCGCCRAUCUGUAUAUCACACAAAAAARAAGAAUGGGUCUGAAAAGACAACUGACAAAAGUCAAUGAAAGCACCAUUUUGGGUAAACUUGAAUUCACGCUUUUCUAUGAAGAAAGCAUACAGGAAUUGCAGRUCUACAUAAUGCGCGCUCUUCAGGUACACGUACCCGRGUCUGACGGACCGGUUAACCUUGCCGUUAAGGCUGUCGUUUUGCUCGAUGGUGAGCCAGUAUGGCAGGAUAAAACUGGGAUCACAGARGCUUCUAGUGAGGACGAUUUCAGUGAGAAACUUAUUGUCCAUGAUUUACCAACCAACAAAMUGAGAAGAAGCUCGUUAAGGCUGGUUGUGUUGGAUGAUAAUACUGGUCAGGCUGCUGGCGAAGUGGUCUAUCCACUGUCAAACCUUCCUUUCAAUCAAUUCACCACUGAAACUAUGAAUCUUGCUGAAGCUGAAGACUUGGACUUUGGAAAAGAGAAUCAGGAUCAUGGCAACUACUCGGGCAAACUGCUUAUUUCAAUGGUCCAUAACCGUGACGAGAAAAUGCUGACAAUAGGAGUCGAGUGUGCAGAGGGUUUGCCUGCGAUGAUCAAAGGCACUGAAGUUUGUUCUUACGUCAAAGUUGUUGUGAUGCACUCUGGAAAGAAGCUUCAUUCAUCUUCGACAAAGGUGGUUAACAAGAUACGAAAUCCCGAUUACAAUGAAAUAUUCGACUUUGUCAUCCCCGAUGACAAACUACCUCAAGUGACGAUCUACUUCAAAGUGAAGCAUCAUGGGAAAAUGCGCGAUACCUCAAUAGGCAUUGUCAAACUAGGCAAUAGGAAUGGYCAUGACGCUGACCAUGAGACAGAAUACAGACACUUUGAACAAGUCCUGGACAAACCGCACCUUUGCAUUAAUAAUUGGCACGCGAUCCGAAAGCACCGAUGAAAUAGUAUUUUAAACGGCUUGUUUCGAAUUCAUUGGGCGUUUAAAACUCUUUAAGAGAAUUAGCUAUGAGGUUCUUUGACWUGAGCUAAAUAGCCACACUUAUUAAGCGUUGAGCCUUUUCUGGUUUUUAUCCCAAAGGGAAAAUUUUUGUUAGUUUGUUCGUCUUUAAUUUUUUUUGUGUGUUUUGGCUACUAAUACGUUAUUUUAACAUCAUGUAUCGAAAUGAUAAUUCAUAUAAUAUCAAUCGUGACUUAUAUAACACUAUGUUAUUAGUACUGUUUACGACUAUGUUCUACACUAUAUUUYAUUGUCUUUCACAUGUUGUAACCAGUUUUAAAUCAAAACGCGCAACAGGUUUGCACACAUCUCCGAAUUAUAAACCAAAACAUGAUCGUUCAGUACUGUGUAGAACGCAAAAAUUACUGAAAAUAUCGUUUUUUAUAAUUAAUCKAAAAUCUCUAUAUUCGUUUAGCACAUAGGCCGAGCAAUCAAAACAAAUAAUGUAAUAUUCUGUGCGAACAUUUUUCCGCUAAUUUCUUUAACUGUGAAAAACAAUUUUUAAAUAUAUUCAAAAUUCAAUUUCAUCGUUCCAUUCUGAUUCGAGGAAACAACCGAGUUCAUUAAUUUCUUUGGAUUCGAUCGUUUCCAUUUUAUAAUUUGUAGAAUCGAUUAAAAAUUUCUUUAUAUGAUUAG